Corylus avellana is the source of this 1471-nucleotide messenger RNA. RefSeq names its product O-Glycosyl hydrolases family 17 protein. NCBI's taxonomy places the organism in Eukaryota, Viridiplantae, Streptophyta, Magnoliopsida, Fagales, Betulaceae. Gene Ontology annotation, molecular function: hydrolase activity, hydrolyzing O-glycosyl compounds. Gene Ontology annotation, biological process: carbohydrate metabolic process. The record is from RefSeq and is a predicted model, not a curated record.
CAUGGCACGAGCCGUGUGCACCAUAUGGACCCUUUGUGCAAUAUUGGUCUCAGCCACCCUUGCACAAGGCAUAGGUGUUAACUGGGGUUCCCAGACAUCGCACCCUUUGCAUCCUAGCAUUGUGGCUGGCAUGCUAAAGGACAAUGGCAUCACAAAAAUCAAACUUUUCGAUGCAGAUCCUUGGACAGUCAGUGCCUUCGCUGGGACAGGCAUUGAGGUCAUGGUCGGUAUUGCCAAUAAUCAAUUGAAGGACCUUUCCGACAGCUACAGUAAUGCCAAAGAUUGGGUUAAACAUAAUGUCUCCAAACAUAUUCGAGAUGGCGGCGUCGAUAUAAGGUAUGUUGGUGUUGGAAAUGAGCCAUUCUUAACGGGUUUCAAUGGUACUUAUGUUAAGACAACUUUUCCGGCAUUAAAAAACAUUCAGAAGGCUCUUGAUGAGGCUGGCUAUGGAGACAAGAUCAAAGCCACAAUACCCCUUAAUGCUGAUGUAUAUGAGUCACGUUCAAACAACCCAUCUGAUGGUAAUUUUCGCAAGGAUAUGCGUGAUCUUAUGCUUCAAAUAGUACGUUUCCUCCAUGACAAUAAGUCACCAUUUUUGGUAAACAUAUACCCUUUCCUCAGUCUUUAUGACAAUUCCAACUUCCCAGUGGAUUUUGCCUUUUUUGACGGUGGCUCCAAGCCAAUUCAAGAUAAGAAUGUCCAAUACAACAAUGUGUUUGAUGCAAACUUUGAUACACUCGUUUGGACAUUAAAAAAGAACAACUUUGGAGACUUGAAAAUCAUUGUCGGAGAAGUCGGAUGGCCGACGGACGGUGACAAAAAUGCCAACACAAAGCUGGCUAAAAGAUUCUACGAUGGUUUCCUUAAGAAAAUGGCAAACAAAAAGGGAACCCCGCUCCGGCCAGGACCGAUGGAAGUGUAUCUCUUUGGCCUUCUCGACGAGGAUAUGAAGAACGUUGCACCAGGGGAUUUUGAGCGCCACUGGGGGAUUUUCCAAUAUGAUGGGAAGCCCAAGUUUUCGAUUGACUUCUCCGGCCAAGGGCGUGAAAAGAUGCCGAUAGCCGCAAAGGGAGUCCAAUACAUGGAUACCCAAUGGUGUGUGUUGAAGAAGGAUGUUACGAACAUGACGGGGACGGGACCGGAUGUUGACUAUGCAUGCUCCAACUCCGACUGCACGAGCUUAGGUUACGGGUCAUCGUGCAACAGCAUGGACGUACGUGGGAACGUAUCGUACGCUUUCAAUAUGUACUUCCAAAUGCAAGACCAGAGUGUUGAGGCUUGUGACUUCAAUGGGCUUGCUGAGAUCGUAAAGCAAAAUCCGUCAAGAGGACAUUGCAUGUUCCCGAUAAUGAUUAUGAGUGCCGGAAAUAGGAUUGGUUUGGCAUAUGGAGUAAAUAUUUUUGCUGGAUUGUUGUUGAUCAGCUUGUUUGCAACAAUGUGAAAUUAUCGAAGCCAUGAAGCCGGAGAUCGA